Magallana angulata is the source of this 2495-nucleotide messenger RNA. RefSeq names its product lysM and putative peptidoglycan-binding domain-containing protein 2-like. Bases 1 to 792 code for a protein of 263 amino acids. The transcript is spliced from 3 exons. NCBI's taxonomy places the organism in Eukaryota, Metazoa, Mollusca, Bivalvia, Ostreida, Ostreidae. The record is from RefSeq and is a predicted model, not a curated record.
AUGAAAAACAUCGAAAUGAUUACGAUGUGCAUUGAAUCACGUGAUAUUCUACCGUCCAAAAUGGCGGAUGGUAGCAGAGAGACGGAAAGUCAGCUGCUAGGAAAAUUCGUAGAAAAGCAGACUAAGUAUGGCACAACGACGCGGUUAGUGGCAAAAUCGUCGUUUGUCGUGAAGCAUAAAGUGUGUCAGUCCGAUACUUUGAUGGGGAUCGCCCUGAAAUAUGGAUCAACGGUGGAGCAAAUAAAACGUGAAAACAAACUGUGGACAAAUGACAGUUUAUUUCUAAGGGAGUACCUGUUAAUUCCAAUAGCUAGUGAAAAUGAGAACGAUCUUCCAGAGGAUUGUGAAAUUGUUGAAGUGGACAACACUCUGCGCUCACGCUCGAGUAGUCAGAAAUCUAGGUCAAACAGUCAAGUGAAUGGCAGUGACAAUGCGAACUCAACUCACACGCCGACAAAACAGAGUUCUGAGCCGGAGGAAACCAAAGAAACCUCGGGAAAAGACUUUCUUAGCAAGUUUGAUAAUUCGUUUGCAGUUUUAAAGUCCAAUGUUAAGAAAAUGGAACAAAAUACCAGCUUCUAUGAAGAUACCCACAAUGCAUUGCCACAUCCUCCGAAAACCCGUUCCACUUCCUCUUCUUCUCAUUCUCGAGCUUUGUAUGACGGGUACCAGAACAGCGGGUACCAGUUAGAUGGUUCACCAGUGUUACAAAUUAAAUCUCGAACUCAGAAAGUGCAGUCAUCCGUGUCCAGUCGACUCGAGCAGAAAAGUGAUGAACUGUUCCAGUUAUGACCAGCAUUUAUCUAGUUAUUAUAAAUAAUUGUUAUUUUGUAAAACCAAAACAGGUAUUGCAAUUGAAGUAUUUUUUAAAAGCCAUAAAAAUGUCACAAUAAUAUUGAAUUAUGAAUAUGAAAGAAAUGUUUUUAUUUAUUUUCAGUUUGAUUAUGUCAGUAAUUUGUAAAGUAAAUAAAUGAUAUUUUGAUAAUCUCUUGAGACUUAAUUUGGUUAAAUAUUUUUAGUCAGAGAAUUUUUAUAGUUUCUGAAUAUUUUUUUUGAGAGUUUAAAAUUCUAAAACAUUGUUUUGAUCUUUGGCAUAGUUAAAUACAUAAAAUGGUCAAUGAAAUUAAUUAUUACCGCAAUUAUUAUUACAGUAAUCAAUGUGGGUACAAUCAGUAGCUAGGUGCUUCGUACACAUUUUAAGUACAGGUAAUAACAUUUAAUACAUGUAUAUAUUUCCCUGUAUGAUAUUUACAUUAGUCUCCCACCCACCCCCCCCCCCCCCACAACACACACGCACACAAACACAUACAAUAUAUGUAGAUCCUAACUCUGUAUAUUUUUAAUUAAAUAAUGUAUAUAUUGUUUGAUCUACCAUUGAUACAAAACCAUGAAAAUAAUAGUUGCAACAGUGUAGAAACCUUGGGUUGUUUUUUUGGUUUUUUUUUUUUAAUAACAAAUAUGUGUGUACCUUUGUUUUGAUUUUUUUUUACAUAUACAAUUAAAAGUGUCAGAUUAUUUUUAUCUUGAUGUCAAGUUUACCAUUAAAUUUAUGACAGCAUCAUUGAUCAUAAUAAAGAGAUAUCAUUUAAAUAAAAGUAUUAAAUAAACAUAAUAAUUUUACACAUAAUAUGAUACCGUAUUAGUUGAUUUUUCUGUUUAUAUAUAUACAUGAACCAGUAUGCUUUUUUUUUUUUAGAUCUACUCAAUAGAUUUCCUCCCUGUAUAUUGGUUUCCAAUUUUAAUUUAAGUCCUUUCGAGUGAUUGGAUGGUUUUUGGAUGGUUUGAUGGGAUUUCAUUGUUUUCGAUUAUGAAUUUCACAAUUAUGUUUAAUACACCUGUAGCGCUUUAGCUAAUUUGCAGUCAUUACUGCAUAGAAAUUGUUAGUUUCAUUUACAGCAUUAAUUUUUAUGAACCGAUACACAACACAAAUAUAUGAUGCAAAUUUGUGAAUAUGUAUUGAUAAUUUACCUAUUUAAAAAUAUCCAUGACUUAAAUGGUGUUCAGACUGAAUGAAUGUAAAAUAUGUACAUAUGGUAUCUAUUUGACCAUAUUGACUUGAUAUAUCUGUUUAGAAGAAGAAGCAUUGUUAGUUGUGACCAGCAGAAGAAUUUGAGUUAGGUCCCCUGAACCUCAUAUUAUUGAGGUCAUAGAGGACCUCAUGCAGAGAUUAAGAUUAUACCAUUGUACAAUAGCUAGUCAACCAUGUGAUAGUUCAUUGUAAACUGCUUCGUCAACGUAGUUAAUAAUUGAAACCAAGAGGAUUAUGCUUUUGUUUAAAACAUAUACUGUCUAAUUAAACAUGAUAGAUCUUUGUGUAGCAAACUACUUGGAGCGGAUCAAAGAUCUCAUUUUAGGGUUAUGAUUUUAUUCAAUACAAUCAUAGGCUGUCUGACAAUGAUCUUCUCCAAUUGUGAGAUUUGUUAUCAUAUGGGAGAACAAUUUCUGUGAAAUUUUGCAUUGCUCAUUUUACAUGUAUUAAUAAAGAGGUUUCUGAA